CGUUUCCUACAUUUAUUUUGUACAUUUCUCUGUUAUUGGUUCUCGUUGUCGAAAAAAGGAUUGGUCGUGUCAGUGCGUGAUAAUUAAUUUUAAUUUAUCAAUUAGUUGUGAUUUGUGUUGUAUACGUCAUUGGAUUAUCACAUCUCAUUAAAAUCAGUAAGUUUCGUAGGAUGGAUGCUUCAUAUCAAGGCGGCGUGACCUACGAAGACAGGGGCGAGAGCUUCCAGCAGUUGUCGUCGACGAUAGCCAGCAAUAUAAAGAAAAUAUCACAAAAUGUGUCCUCAAUGUCAAAGAUGGUCAACCAGCUUCAGACUCCUCAAGACUCCCAGGAGCUGCGCAAUCAACUGCGUCAGAUCCAGAAUUACACCCAAAAGAUGGCCAAAGACACGUCCUCGAUGAUCAUGGACCUGAUGAAGAUGCCGGUGGAGCAGCCCGCGGGCAAGCUGACCAGGGAGCGGCUCAGCGACGAGUACAUGGCCACACUCAACGCCUUCCAGGCGACACAAAAAUCAGCUGCUGCGAAGACGAAAGAGGAUGUGCGAAAAGUGAAGGCCCAGAGCGCCACUAUCAACAUUGGGGAUCCGUUUGGCAUGUCCGGGCGCAGCAACGACCUGGUGGAGAUGGACGACAAGAACACGCGCCGGCAGGAGCAGAUGACGAUGCAGACCGAGCAGGACCUGCAACAGCUGGAGGAGCGCGAGCGGGACAUCAGGCAGCUUGAGAGCGAUAUUCUAGACGUGAACCAAAUAUUCAAGGAACUGGGCACCAUGAUCCACGACCAAGGCCAAGUUGUGGACUCCAUCGAGUCCAGCGUCGAAUACACCGCCCACAACGUCGAGGCCGCCACGGCGGAGCUCCGACAGGCCUCCAACUACAAGAAUAAGCUGCGAAAGAAGAAAGUAUAUAUCGCGAUUAUCCUCAUAGUGAUCGUCUCAAUUAUUCUAAUAAUUAUAUUUAACCGUUAACGUCCUUUUAAUAACCCAAUAUUGUUAAUGAUUUAAAUAGGAAAAUUAUAUUAUUGUGGUAAUAUUCUUUAAAAACACAUUCUCUAUUUCAAAAGAGCAUUGUCUACGAUCAUGAGUCGACAGAUUGGCAAUUUGCGUUGUAUCUGUUUUAGUUAAUGUUAGGUGCGUAGGGAUAAGUUGAAAACAGGGUUAAGACAAAAAAGUUCUCCGUAAUUCCGAAUCACGUGUAAUAUUUUUAGUGCUGGCAACAUAGUUCCAACUGCCAUUUAGUUGUGCCCCGUCGCACAUUGGUCAAUCCCCUCGUGUCGGUGGCAUUGUCGUCAUCUACUCGACGAUUUUCAAUGUUAUCCCAUCUCCUGUAACUUCUAUCAGAAAAAUAUUCAAAAAUUAAAAUCGUAUACGUAUGUAUUAUUUUUUAAUAUGCUUAGAUUUAUUUCUAGAUAAGGC
Cydia splendana is the source of this 1412-nucleotide messenger RNA. It is a transcript of the gene Syx7, whose product is annotated as syntaxin-12. NCBI's taxonomy places the organism in Eukaryota, Metazoa, Arthropoda, Insecta, Lepidoptera, Tortricidae. Gene Ontology annotation, biological process: intracellular protein transport; vesicle fusion; vesicle-mediated transport. Bases 171 to 965 code for a protein of 264 amino acids. The record is from RefSeq and is a predicted model, not a curated record. Gene Ontology annotation, cellular component: synaptic vesicle; membrane; endomembrane system. Gene Ontology annotation, molecular function: SNAP receptor activity; SNARE binding. The transcript has 8 exons.